AUGAACACCACAUAUGAAAACAGUGCCAUCGAAACCAAUCUUGAGUUGGCCGAAAAGACCGAUAAUGUCUCCGCGGAUUCUGAAAAUGAUUCAGUCCAAACGGAUAACUUUCUCAUUGGAAUCGACUGGAACGAUGAGGAGGAUGAUGUGUUUCAACAGGACACUGUUGACAAAAAAUCAUGUGGUCCAGAAGUCGGAAGCUACUCUAAGGGUUUGAGCAUGUGCACUUGCGAUUUAGAUCAUGGACAGCGUCUCGACACGAACUGGAGCGGCUUGGGUAGCUGCGCUUUGGGAAAUCCAAAUAUUUCUGUUUCGAAGUUUGGAAAUCUUGGAAGCUAUGAUACUAGCUCUGCUGAAUCAAGGUGUACCGUUGUGGGCGAUGAGGGUUUGAAAGAAAAUGUUACACCAUUCUCUUUCAAAUCUUCUUUAGAGAAAAGGGCGAAGACGGUCGUCCGGAAUACAGUGGUAAGACAAGCUAUGGAAAUCCAGCGACGUCGUCUUCAUGCAAAGAUUUCCCGAAAACGCGAAGCUGUCCACUCAGUCACUCAACAACUCGAGGCAAUGAUUAAAUUUGAAGCAAAAGACCCUGCACAAGAUGGCAACAACCAACACGGAGGACAACCCAUGUACUCGCCGCUCUUCCUCUAUUCUGUGCAUUUUCAAGAAGCAAAUGUUUGA
Caenorhabditis remanei is the source of this 678-nucleotide messenger RNA. RefSeq lists its product as uncharacterized. The record is from RefSeq and is a predicted model, not a curated record. The transcript is spliced from 3 exons. The coding region runs from base 1 to 678 and encodes 225 amino acids. Lineage: Eukaryota; Metazoa; Nematoda; Chromadorea; Rhabditida; Rhabditidae.